This is a messenger RNA of Alnus glutinosa, 1933 nucleotides long. Its product is annotated as pectinesterase. The record is from RefSeq and is a predicted model, not a curated record. Gene Ontology annotation, molecular function: pectinesterase inhibitor activity; pectinesterase activity. Gene Ontology annotation, biological process: cell wall modification. Lineage: Eukaryota; Viridiplantae; Streptophyta; Magnoliopsida; Fagales; Betulaceae. The coding region runs from base 1 to 1581 and encodes 526 amino acids. The transcript has 3 exons.
AUGAGAAUCUUAGAGUUUAUAGUGCUUUGGGUAUUGGGAUGUGCACUAGGAGGGGCCUCCGUGCCAUCGGCCGCCAUAGAUACUUAUCAAAAACGUAUCCAGGAGGAAUGCGGCUUUACUAGAUAUCCUACCCUCUGUGUUCAAACCUUAAUCGGCUUGGACUCAAGGAAUCAACAUGUUGACUUGAUGUCGGCUCUUGUUGACAAGAUCGUGCAUGCGACGACGCUGUCCACUUCAGAUUUUGCCAAUUUCAGCUCCCAAUUUGGAGCCCAUGAACCUAAACGUGCUGCUUCCGUAACAGCGUAUUGUGAAAAACUCAUGAGCAUGUCUCUUAAACGCCUUGAGCAGUCCCUGUUAGCCCUAAAAGAUUCUCCAAAGAAAAACAAGCAUGACAUCCAAACAUGGCUAAGUGCUGCGAUAACUUUCCAGCAAGCUUGUAAAGACUCCGCCGGAGACUUAAUGGUUCAGAUAUCUAAGAAGAUGGAGUAUCUGUCUCAGUUGGGAAGUAAUCCUUUAUCUCUUGUCAACCGGAUCACUAGUACUGCAGGUAAGUUCAAGAACAGCACAACUCGCCGUCUUGGUGAGGAACAAGCUUUUCCCAAGUGGGUAUCAGCUAAAGAUAGGAAGCUACUUGAGGCAACCACCGUAAAAGCGAACGCCAUAGUUGCAAAAGAUGGAUCAGGCAACUAUAAAACUAUUUCGGAAGCCAUCCAGGCUGCUUCCGGGAAACGGUUUGUGAUUUACGUAAAGUCGGGGACUUAUAAGGAGAAGAUUCACACUAACAAAGAUGGCAUUACCUUGAUAGGAGACGGGAAAUAUUCAACUAUUAUAGUUGGUGACGACAGUGUCGCUGAAGGCUCUUCCAUGGCCGGCUCAGCCACAUUCACAAUCACAGGAGAUGGAUUCAUUGCUCGCGAUAUUGGAUUUCAAAACACAGCAGGUCCUCAAGGAGAACAAGCCUUGGCUUUGUACAUCGCUUCCGAUCAUUCAGUUCUCUUCAAGUGUAGCAUUACAGGCUACCAGGAUAGCCUGUACGCACUCGCACUCCGCCAAUUUUACCGCGAAUGUGACAUCUCUGGCACCGUAGACUUCAUCUUUGGAAACGCUGCCGCUGUUUUUCAGAGCUGCAAUUUGGUACUUCGUAGACCAGGACGUGGUUACAAUGUGAUCCUCGCAAGUGGAAGAAGCGACCCCGGACAAAAUACUGGCUUCUCCAUUCACAAGUGUAAGAUCACGGUGAGCUCAGACUUUUCUCCGGUGAAACAUUCCUACAAUUCGUAUCUAGGGAGGCCGUGGAAGGAGUACUCUAGAUCAGUGAUAAUGGAGUCAAGCAUAGAUGAUGCUAUUGCACCAAGAGGUUGGAUUGAGUGGCCUGGAGCUGGGAGCUCCACUCUCAAGACACUUUAUUUUGCGGAAUACUCAAAUGAAGGGCCUGGAUCUGGACUUCACAAGAGGGUGCAGUGGCCUGGAUUUCAUGUUAUUGGAGAGGAAGAAGCUGCCAAAUUUACUGUCGCUAAGUUCAUUGAUGGGAAUUCAUGGCUGCCUUCCACUGGAGUAACUUUCAACUUCGGCCUGCACUGAUUUUCAAUGGAAUUAAGCUAGGAUGCCGUACGCUGAAUUACUAGCUAGCUCACAAAUAAAGUGCAAAUUAAGCUGGAUAGCUGGCGAAUAAGAAAAUUUAGCGCUUCUAGUUAAUUAUUUUCAGUUGGAAAAUAUUGUUGUUAAUUACUAGUUACUGUACGUAUCACACUAGCUUAUAACUAAAUGGGUUUGGCUAUCUUCAAAAAAAAAAAAACUAAAUGGGUUUGGCGGCUUUGGCCACUGUUGAUUCCAACAAGUUAACGGUAGCGUUUUGUUUGUAAUAAUAUCAUUGUAAGAAGUUCUGAUCAGUCUGGUUUAUUAAUUAAGGUGGUUUGAUUGGCCGGGCGCUUGU